AUGGCCGUGAAGCAAAGAAAACCCAGGUCACAAGCAGGCCACCCUGCGGCGAAAAAGCCUUCGUCUCCGUCUCUCGCACCUCCAGUCGACAGCAAUAUGCCUCUUGUCGACAUCCUCCGGCGACAGCCCCUAUGGAUUAUCCUCGCCGUUGCCUCUGGCGCAUGUGCCGCCCUCAAUGGCGUCUUCGCAAAAUUAACAACAACCGCCCUAACAUCAACCCUCUCCGCCUCCAUCUCCACCUUCUUCCACCUCCCGCCCAACAACACCCCCAUUGACCUCCUGGUCCGCCUCACCUUCUUCGGUCUGAACCUCGCCUUCAACGCGCUCAUGUGGGCGCUCUUCACCGCAGCAUUGACCCGCGGGGACAGCACGACAAGGGUCAGUGUGGUAAAUGUGAGUGCGAACUUCAUGGUGACGGCGGUUAUGGGGUGGAUCAUCUUUGGGGAGGAGUUGAAGGGGUUGUGGUGGGUUGGGGCAGGGUUGUUGGCGGUCGGGAAUGUGGUGAUCGGGAGGAGAGACGAGAGCAGUGGGAAAAAGGAGGGUACGAGUGAAGCGGAGGCUUCGUUACUGGGUGAGGAAACGGAGCGGGAGGGCGAAGGGGAUCUGUUGGAGCUGGAUGGGGAUGUUGUGCAUGUGGAUGCGGAUGAUUGGAGUGGAGAGCAGAGGAGGUUAAGCAAGGGGGAGGAUGCUGAUGCGCCAAUAUGA
Messenger RNA from Cyphellophora attinorum, 705 nucleotides. RefSeq lists its product as uncharacterized. Gene Ontology annotation, cellular component: membrane. Lineage: Eukaryota; Fungi; Ascomycota; Eurotiomycetes; Chaetothyriales; Cyphellophoraceae. The record is from RefSeq and is a predicted model, not a curated record. Bases 1 to 705 code for a protein of 234 amino acids. The transcript has 2 exons.